GUACCCGUACCUGCACGACUACUCGUACCUGUUCGCGCGCCAAAGCUCUAUACCGUCCUACGCUUCUUGCCGGCUUCUGGGGCCACCCCGGCGCCCCGCCCCGUCUCGGGCGCAACUUGGGCGGGCUCAUCACGCGCUCUGGGCUUCGUGCCGUGCGGAGCCAGUGCUGCUGCCUGGUGCUCAGAAACAGGUUACGGACCUUCCUCAAAGCCGUUUACGGGAACUUGGCGCGCGAGGACUUUUUGAGUGUCCAAGGGAGCACAAGGACCUUGGCAUUUCCUUAGCGCACUUCAGGGUCUGUUCACGACUUCUUUGCUCGACUUCCAGUAAUAAUAUAUUCUAUAGGCAAUAAACUGAAGAUAGCUAUUAGCAUUUCAUAGAGCCGUUACAACCUGGUCAACGGACCAAGAGGCAACAUCAUCCCGGCACCCAGCAGGAGUCCACCUUCCUAACACCGUUAGCUAACACGUUCACAAAGAUGCAAUCUGCCGAAGAUGCUGCUGCCGCGGCCGCGGCAGAUACCGUCGCAACGCAGAACCUGCUGGCAGCGAGCAUUGCCAGCAUCCUUCAAAAUACGACUGCAGCGGUGCCACCCGGUCCCCCUCCAAGUGCUUCUCUUGGUGGCCAAGGCGGCCAAGGUGGAGGUGAUUCUCCGACUGCGAACAGAACCAACAGCAGCGGUGGCAAUAACCAGGCUGGAGCCCAGGGGGUCGGCCUUUCGCCUGGCCUCAUCUUCCUUCCAGCUGGGCUUCCCUUUCCGUUGCAGCUCAACGGCCCUGGGCUUCAAAACCUUGCGCCAUACCUGCAGCUUCUUCCAGGGCUAGGGGCUGGUUUGGGUGCCCCUGGGGACGCCAAUGUGCCGUAUGGGCUUCCUCCUUUGGGUCUCGACGGCCAAGCUUUUAACCUGGCAGCGCUCCUGGCAGGCGGCGGUUUAGACGUCGACGGGCAAGGGGCCGAUUUGUCUCUGCUGGAUCCAUCACGCAAGCCCGGGGGUGUCGGCAACAAGCGUGCCGCCGAUGGGAGUGUCGGCGCGCCAUACGCUAAGCGCGAGCGUUCAGAGGAAGGCCGCGCGAGAGAGGGCCUGCGCGAUGCACGACAGUCCAUUCCCAAUCUCCCACACCUCAAGGGCAAGUGCCACGUGGAGAGCUGCAGCGCCGACCUCACGGGGCUCUCGUCGUACUACCAACGGUACCGCACGUGCGAGCUCCACCUCAAGGCGCCGUACAUCAUGAAGGAUGGGGUGCAACAGCGCUUCUGCCAGCAGUGCGGUCGCUUCCACGAGCUGCACGAAUUUGACGGCAACAAGCGCAGCUGCCGAUCUAGGCUGCAGAGCCACAACAUUCGGCGACGCAAGCGCACCGAGGAGCAGCUGGCGAUCCAAGCGGCGUCGGAGUCGCAGGUGGGCCAAGCCGGAGGCACGCCGCUGGCGCUGCCGCCCCCGCCACUGGCUCCGCUGGGCCAGAUGCCGCUGCAGCCGCACGGGCUGCUCGGAGGGCAGCCCAAUCUGACGGAACUGCUCAGCCAGGCAGGUCUCGAGAGCCUUCUGUCGUCACUCGGGGGCGCAGCAGUACAGGACCCGUCCAAGCAGCCGAAGCAAGACGACGCGCUGGCUGCCCUGCUCAGCAGCCUCAGCGGCCUGCCCCAGCCGGACCCCACUGCUGGGCUUCUGGCGCUCACGGCCGGCACCGACAACUUGGCUCCACCGCUGCUGGACAGCCUGCUCAAAUCAGCCGCCGCCAGCGCGAUUCCCGGUCCUGGUGCGGGAGAUCUGCCUGGUGCAGACGCCCUGCAGCAGCAACUGGCACUUGCGCUUGCAGGGGCGCCGGCGGCCGCGGCUGCUAUUGUCGGAGAGCAGCCCGGCCCUUCGGUGCUGGAUCCCUCAGCGCUGGCGUCGCAUGUGGCUGAGCUGCAUGCGGCGGCGGGUCUGCACCACCCGGGUGCGCAUGUAGAGCACGUGAAGCCGGAAGGGCCGGUCAUGCAUGUGGGUCCUGGUGAGGGGCGCCAGCCUGAUGGCGGACAGCAGAUGGGACCGGAUGGGGAGGUGCACUGAAACAUGGGUUUAUAUGAAGUCUUGUUAAUGCUGUCCAGUUGGUUAACUAUGCAUGCCUUGUAUCUUGCGCGUUAUAUACGUGUUAACAGCCCCAACACUGGGCAGAGAGGGGACUGCCCGUUUUUCUUUGGAUUUGGUCGCAGUGCGUUGGUUGGAUUCGUCAUGAUGCCGGAGUGUGUAGUCAACGCUGUGGCUUAGUGGUCUGUGCGUGCACUGUCGCCAAGGAGAAGUUACCGCCUGCAGGCGGCGUACAUUAUAACACUUGAAGCUCUCUGAAAAUGACAACAGAGGUGUGCGUUUAUUUCGCACCUUCUUCCCAUUGUAUUUUGGAAUAGCAAGGUUUCGGUGGGUUGUUCUGCCCACUCCCUGGUAUUGCCUCUCUGUUGUAUAUCCCGGCAAUCCCCGGUCGGACACAGGGGUGUCCUGUUGGUUGGCGCAGCGCUGCAGCAACGUUGCGCCUUAGUCGCAUUGUAAUACAUUGGGGUCAGUGAAAAGGACACGGCUGGGAAGGGCAGGGCCACGCCCCAAACUUUGCAACAAACGUCUCGG
Astrephomene gubernaculifera is the source of this 2599-nucleotide messenger RNA. The record is from the annotation of a GenBank genome assembly. NCBI's taxonomy places the organism in Eukaryota, Viridiplantae, Chlorophyta, Chlorophyceae, Chlamydomonadales, Astrephomenaceae.